UGGUCGAACUGUCUUUUACGCUGGGUAUAGCUUUGAUUGUCGUUUUAGAUAUUCUGUUAACGCUAUCUCUUUAUCUUUAUCAUGCUCUGAUUAAUAAAGAUGAAUCAUACUAAGCAAUGCAUGUAUUUGAGGAAAUGCUGACUGUCCAAUGAAUCAAAAAUCAGUGAAUUGAGUGUCGUUCAAAUGUAAAAAUGUGGAACAGAUUUCUACCAACUAUUCUGUACUUAUUUCGUAAUUCUACCUUGGGCAGUAGUUGGACUACCGAUAGUUUCUCAAUAAAUCAUUUAUUUAUUAAAAAAUUAUCUCAAUCGAUAGAUGCAUUCGAAAAGUGAAAUUUAAGCAAAUUACUAGUUUUACCGUACUGUUACUUCGACGCUGCCGCUCUGUUUCGGAGGGCUGUGACAACAACAAAGUGAGGAAACAAGAAAUGAUCUUCGAGCUGUUGCUGGCUGGAGCUUUUAGCUAUGCCACGUUAAGGCGGUCAACUUCAUUGGCGGUACAUAUAGAAACGUUAACAGGGUUUCUUUUUUUCCUAAUCUUUGGCCUCGGCAUCUUGUUAAAGUGUAGCAGUACGAGUGCUACACCGUAUAAUAUGAGAUCUACGUACCAUCUGGAAUUAAUAGAUGUUGAACCCUGGCUCGAGCCAUGCGGAACACCUAUUGCAGCAGCAGCAGCAGCAGCAGCACUUGGAAAGUUUCCACAGCGACACAGCGUGCAUCGAGCUCUUAAACGUGUCAAGACACAGCUCAGAGUCGCUCAAAAUCAUUUUCGAGCAGAUCUAAAAGAUAUUCAUGACAUUUAUUCAAAAGUUUAUAAAGUUCUCAAGGAGCAGUACCGAAUGAGUUGGCUUCCGGAUAAACAACUAGAAUGGUAUCAUCGUGAAAUUUGGUGUUUGGACAAAAAUAAGAAAGCCGAACUCGCAUUGCCGAGGUUGCACGACGCACUGCAACGAUUUGCCAUCACUUUUCAUCACCUGCGAAUGUUUAGAUUAAAGUCAAACAUUAACGCAGAUUUUACGCUAAUUAGACGUAACAAUAUUGUCGAUGGCAUGAAAAGUGAAAUAUUAAGAAUGCUCUGCGAAGUAGAGACUGCGAUUCUGAAUUUGGGUCUGCAACUACCUACAACUCAUAAAUCAAUACUUGUCACUGAAAGUCCAAGUUGGGCUCGAGAAGGUGAUUUAACUCUCAUGCUUAUUCAAGACUCUGGAGUUUUGCGCCUGUACCAAACUUUUUUGAACGAUUGGAUGCGCGCACUGCGCAAUGCUACUGCAAUAGGAUCCGGUACUUGUGAUCCAACCAAAUUACGUCCUCUAUCAAGUAGCUUUAAAUCCAAAAAACUUCAAAAACUUCAAAAACAGAAGAAACGAAAAAAAAUGAAAAAAACAAAGAGUAAAUUGCACAACUUGCAAAGAACAAAAUUGUUUUCACAGAGCCGAAGACGAAUGAGUAAUAAACGGAAAAUUUUAAUUUCGAAUUAAAUUAUAUAGAUAAAUUAAAGUACAUAUUUACCCUAUGUUUGUUAAAUACUCGUUACAAUCGCGCAUGAAAAGUAUUAUGAUUACCAAGAAAUUUUUACAAUAAGUCACGCAGUAUUAAGAAUAUUUACUUUUUAUUUCAAUGGCAAGCAGUAUUAUACAGUGUGUCUUUUUCUGUAGUUUAAUCAAAGAUGUCAUAAUUUUAGCGGUUUUAAAAGUGAUGUCGCACGACUGGUAAAUCAGAUCAUACAUCGAGUAAUUUAGUGCUAAUUUCAAUUCAAUUCUUUUAUUAAAAGACCUCUAAUGUUUUUUUAAUAAAACCAUGCAAUUGAAAUUUCAUUGUCUUUAACUUUAUAGUCGAAACUUUGAUUUAUAAUUCAUGUUCAUAUUUUGACGCACCAAUAAUAUAAAUCUUUCAGUGUUGUGCUGUGAUAUGUAAAAGAAUGAAGCAACGUACAAGAAAGUAUUUAAGUUAAUCUUGAGUUGUCUCCAUAUAAAAAUUGAAAAUGUAUUAAAUAGUGGUGCUCCGCAAAUAGAGCGUUUUAUUAUUGUAUUUUUUGUCAACAAAAGAAAGAAAAGUAAAAGAAAAAAAAAAGAAAAAGAAAAAGAAAAAGAAAAAGAAAAAGAUAAAGAAAGAAAAAUCCAAUAAAUUAAAAAAUAAAUCAUUUGAAAAAUUUACCACGUGAUUAUUUAUUGCUCUUCUUUGAACAUUAUAAUGAGGUGAAAUAAGCUCGAGCGUUGUUAUAAUUGAUCCGCGCAUGGAUCGACGUCAUAGUUCUGAACGCCGCUGACCGUUAAUGGUCCGAUGCUCUCGCACACACCGCGCAAGUAAACUUACAUUUGGACGAUUCACUUGCUGCUCGAGGCUUUCCCGCACUUGAAUCACAAAGUAAACACCAAUACUUUGCGUCUGUUG
Molecule: messenger RNA, 2390 nt
Organism: Phymastichus coffea
Lineage: Eukaryota; Metazoa; Arthropoda; Insecta; Hymenoptera; Eulophidae
Exons: 4
Coding region: 428-1477 (349 amino acids)
Source: RefSeq, a predicted model, not a curated record